This is a messenger RNA of Urocitellus parryii (Arctic ground squirrel), 1134 nucleotides long. It is a transcript of the gene Rnf11, whose product is annotated as ring finger protein 11. Gene Ontology annotation, molecular function: ubiquitin protein ligase activity. Gene Ontology annotation, cellular component: ubiquitin ligase complex. NCBI's taxonomy places the organism in Eukaryota, Metazoa, Chordata, Mammalia, Rodentia, Sciuridae. The record is from RefSeq and is a predicted model, not a curated record. Gene Ontology annotation, biological process: ubiquitin-dependent protein catabolic process.
AGCCGGCCUCGUUCUGGCUGCCGCCGCCGCCGCGCUGAGGCGGAGUAGGAUGAGGCCCGCGGCUCCGGCUUCGGCGUCGGCGGGGGCAGCAGCAGCUGAGGCAGCAGCUGAGGCAGCCGUGACGGCCGCGCCCCCACCUCCUGACCUGGAUUAGGCCCAGCAGCUCCGUGGCCGCCGCCGCCCCGCGGGGGGGCGGGGUGGGGAAGUUCUACGUCUCCCCGCCCCCCCCCCCAGAGCCGCCUCGGAGGAGGCAACCGCCGCGACCCCAGCGGGGCCCGCGGCCCAGCCUUGAGUCCCCACCCCCGGGGGCUGGCAUGAGCUGCCCUUCGGCGGCGCCGGGGGGCGGGGGAGCCGCCGCCUGAACCCCAGUCUGCCGUCGACCCCACCUCGCCGAGAGAGGCUGACCGCGGAGCGUGCGAACGACCCCGUCACUGCUUUCUUCCUCCCCCUCAGAUCACACGCCCCAGCCCUGGAAGAUGGGGAACUGCCUCAAAUCCCCCACCUCGGAUGACAUCUCCCUGCUUCACGAGUCUCAGUCCGACCGGGCUAGCUUUGGCGAGGGGACGGAGCCGGAUCAGGAGCCGCCGCCGCCAUAUCAGGAACAAGUUCCAGUUCCAGUUUAUCAUCCAACACCUAGCCAGACUCGGCUAGCAACUCAGCUGACUGAAGAAGAACAAAUUAGGAUAGCUCAAAGAAUAGGCCUUAUACAGCAUCUGCCUAAAGGAGUUUAUGACCCUGGAAGAGAUGGAUCCGAAAAAAAGAUCCGGGAGUGUGUGAUCUGUAUGAUGGACUUUGUUUAUGGGGACCCAAUUCGAUUUCUGCCGUGCAUGCACAUCUAUCACCUGGACUGUAUAGAUGACUGGUUGAUGAGAUCCUUCACGUGCCCCUCCUGCAUGGAGCCAGUUGAUGCAGCACUGCUCUCAUCCUAUGAGACUAAUUGAGCCAGGGUCUCUCGUCUGACUUCAAGUGAACCAUCAUUUUUGGUGGUUUUGAUCUUUCGUCACUGAGCCCAAAGAGCCAGGGAUUAGGAAUUAAGAUCAUGCACAAAAAGUUUCCUAAAAAUUCCUGGAUGGCUGCAGAUGUUGAGGAAAGUAUGUGAUAUUUUAGAAACUUAGGGGGGGAAAGUAGGAUGGU